AUGUUCGCUUUGCAAAUGGUUAACAACUACACAUCACUCUUCUACAUUGCUUUCGCUCGACCUGAAAACAACGGUUUUCAACCGAAUGGUCUUUUUGGCUUGGGCGAAAACUUUAAAGACGUUUGCAUGCCGGGAACGUGUGGCUCACUUUUAGCAGUUCAGCUGAUUUCUCAUAUGAUCAUUAAACCCCUCCCUAAGUUUACAAGUGAUAUUGUGAUACCGUACGUGAUGCGAAUUUUCCGACUGAGAAAAUGGUACUACCAAGAUCGACAGAAUAUGAAGGAUAUGUUGAACGAAGGCGACGAGACCAGCGUGCUCGUUCGAGAAUGGUUGAAACCAACAGCUGGAGAGUUCACUCAAGGCGAAUUUAAUGAAAAAAUCAUACUUUUCGGGACUACUAUGAUGUUUGCUGCACUGUUCCCUCUCGCGCCUUUGAUUGCUUUGAUUAUUGGACUAAUAGACCUUCGAGUAGAUGCUCUUCGUCUACUUUGGCUUAACCGAAGGCCGGUUCCAGUGCUGACGCAAGGUAUUUAUCUCCAACAUUUGUUUCCUCUUAGAUUGGCUGCAAUUUAA
Messenger RNA from Strongylus vulgaris, 573 nucleotides. Lineage: Eukaryota; Metazoa; Nematoda; Chromadorea; Rhabditida; Strongylidae. The record is from the annotation of a GenBank genome assembly.